AUGGCGGUCGCGCGGCCAGUUCGAGCUCUGGCUCUAGCCGCCGUGAUGCUCUGGUGUUUCUUCCUCUAUCAGAUCUUUGGUCCCGAGAGACCGAUAACGAAGCCUGUGCGCUACGAUAACGGGCGAGACCCCAACCUAGAUCCUACCGGCGAACCCUCGGGUGUACUAACGUAUGCCUCCGACAAGUAUGCCCCAGGCAUUGCGGACUCUGCGCGCAUCAACGCCACCCUGCUGGCGUUGGUCAGGAACGAGGAGCUGGACCAGAUGAUCGGAUCCAUGGUGGACCUCGAGAGGACCUGGAACCACAAGUUCAACUACCCCUGGACCUUCUUCAACGAGGUCCCCUUCACGGAUGAGUUCAAGAGGAGGACUCAGGCGGCCACCAAGGCCGAAUGCAGAUACGAGCUCAUUCCCAAGGAACACUGGGAGAUGCCGUCAUGGAUCAACAAGGAUCUCUACGAGGAGUCUGUUAAGAUCCUCAAGGAGAACGACAUUCAGUACGCCGAUAAGGUCUCGUACCACUCCAUGUGCCGCUGGAACAGUGGCAUGUUCUACAGACAUCCCGCUCUGCAGCACACCAAGUACUACUGGCGUGUUGAGCCCAAGGUUCACUUCUUCUGCGACGUUGACUACGAUGUCUUCCGUUACAUGCAAGACAACAACAAGACCUAUGGUUUCACCAUCAACUUGUACGAUGCCCCCAAGUCCAUCCCGACGUUGUGGCCCGAGACCGUCAAGUUCCUCGCGCAACAUCCCGAGUACAUCCACGACAACAACGCCAUGGCUUGGCUUACCGACAAGGCUGGUCGUCCCGAAAACAACAUCGACGCUAACGGCUACUCAACCUGCCAUUUCUGGAGUAACUUUGAGAUUGCAGACAUCGACUUUUGGCGCAGCCAGGCUUACGAGGACUAUUUCAACCACCUGGACCGUGCCGGAGGUUUCUUCUACGAGCGAUGGGGAGAUGCUCCUGUGCACAGCAUUGCCCUGGGUCUUUUCGAGGACAAGUCCAAGAUCCACUGGUUCCGCGACAUUGGGUACCAGCACAUUCCCUUCUUUAACUGCCCCAACUCUCCCAAGUGCAAGGGCUGCGUCACCGGUCGGUUCACCGACGGCGAGGCUUGGCUGCACAAGGACGACUGCCGUCCGAACUGGUUCAAGUACGUCGGCAUGGACUAA
Molecule: messenger RNA, 1179 nt
Organism: Colletotrichum aenigma
Lineage: Eukaryota; Fungi; Ascomycota; Sordariomycetes; Glomerellales; Glomerellaceae
Gene: KTR4
Product: putative mannosyltransferase KTR4
Exons: 4
Coding region: 1-1179 (392 amino acids)
Biological process (GO): protein N-linked glycosylation; cell wall mannoprotein biosynthetic process; protein O-linked glycosylation
Cellular component (GO): Golgi apparatus; membrane
Molecular function (GO): alpha-1,2-mannosyltransferase activity
Source: RefSeq, a predicted model, not a curated record